Molecule: messenger RNA, 2227 nt
Organism: Cebus imitator (Panamanian white-faced capuchin)
Lineage: Eukaryota; Metazoa; Chordata; Mammalia; Primates; Cebidae
Gene: RASD2
Product: RASD family member 2
Exons: 3
Coding region: 154-954 (266 amino acids)
Molecular function (GO): GTP binding; GTPase activity
Source: RefSeq, a predicted model, not a curated record
GCACUUGAGCCAGACCCUGAAGGGGAGGAGGCCGUUCUGCAGGGGGUAGCCUGAGCAAAGGAGUGGAGGCUGAUCUCAGCAGAGCUCAAACGAACUACGGAGACUGGGCUCAGGGGAUCUGGGGCGAUUCUGGUGGGCACUGAGCCCCGAGCCAUGAUGAAGACUUUGUCCAGCGGGAACUGCACGCUCAGUGUGCCCGCCAAGAACUCAUACCGUAUGGUGGUGCUGGGUGCCUCUCGGGUGGGCAAGAGCUCUAUCGUGUCUCGCUUCCUCAAUGGCCGCUUCGAGGACCAGUACACACCCACCAUCGAGGACUUCCACCGCAAGGUGUACAACAUCCGCGGCGACAUGUACCAGCUUGACAUCCUGGACACCUCCGGCAACCACCCCUUCCCUGCCAUGCGCAGGCUCUCCAUCCUCACAGGGGACGUCUUCAUCCUGGUGUUCAGCCUGGAUAACCGGGAGUCCUUCGAUGAGGUCAAGCGCCUCCAGAAGCAGAUCCUAGAGGUCAAGUCCUGCCUGAAGAACAAGACCAAGGAGGCGGGGGAGCUGCCCAUGGUCAUCUGUGGCAACAAGAACGAUCACGGCGAGCUCUGCCGCCAGGUGCCCACCACCGAGGCCGAGCUGCUGGUGUCGGGCGACGAGAACUGUGCCUACUUCGAGGUGUCGGCCAAGAAGAACACCAACGUGGACGAGAUGUUCUACGUGCUCUUCAGCAUGGCCAAGCUGCCGCACGAGAUGAGCCCCGCCCUGCACCGCAAGAUCUCCGUGCAGUACGGCGACGCCUUCCACCCCAGGCCCUUCUGCAUGCGCCGCAUCAAGGAGGUAGAUGCCUACGGCAUGGUCUCGCCCUUCGCCCGCCGCCCUAGCGUCAACAGUGACCUCAAGUACAUCAAGGCCAAGGUUCUUCGGGAAGGCCAGGCCCGCGAGAGGGACAAGUGCACCAUCCAGUGAGCAAGGGAUGCUGGCGUGGGGCUUGGGCUGUGCCUUCAGGGAGGUGGCCCCAGAUGCCUGCUGUGCGCAUCCCCCCACCGAGGCCCCCGUGGCAGGCUUGUUCACAGACUUGGCACCAGGCUGGAGGCCCCCAGGCACUUGCCUCCGCAUAUCCGUCUGCCUUCUCACAGCGUCCCCGAGUCUCCUCGUCCGCAGCUCCUUGGUGGUUAUGCUCCUCUAUGGGAAGACACAUCUCUGCAGCCUAAAGAGUUACGCAGAGACCCAAGUUAUGCUUUCCUCUCCUGAGGUUGGAAGAAACGCUGAUGCCAGAGGGAUGAGGAUUGCUGCGUCAAAUGGAACCUCCUGGGACAAGAACCAGGAUGGAAAGGACACCGGGACCCAGAUGGGAGAGGUCUCCUCUCUCCUGGCAUAAGACCCAGCUUGGCUUGGGUGGCAGCUGAGAGAAUGUCUCUCUCAGCCCCGCAACUCCUGCCCUCCGGUUCAGCUGCCUCUGCACCCCUCCAGUUGCCCCUGACAUUGAGCCAGCCGCGGCUGUGUGUUUGAAGGGCUUGGCCACACCUAGACCACGCCCACCUCCUGACCGCGUUCCUCAGCCUCCCCUCCCCGUCCCUCCUCUCCCAGGUCCCCCCCGACAGUUGUGCUUUAUUGUGGUUGCAGCUGUUUUCAUGUCAUGUGUAGCAGUAGAAAUGGAAAUCACUGUACUGUAAAAGCCUAGUGACCCCCUCCUUGGCCAGGUCCUCACCCAGUUCAGAUCCACGGCCUCCACCAGGGACGCCUUCUCCUCUGCUCCUGAACAGGGUUCCCAUGGCCUGUCUGCAGCUAGAUAUUGACCUCUGCCACCGAGCUCCACAGUUUGCAGACGAUUGCACAAGCGUGGGGCAGACAGGCCACGGCUGCUUUUUUAUGCUCCCAUUUCACAGAGGAUACCACCGGGCAAGGACACAGCCUGGUAGGGACAUGAUGAGCCCCAGGUCCCCCCACUGCCCCCCAGCAAGUUCAGGGUACAGCUCCACCUAGAACCUAGCUGUCCUCUACUGUUCUUGUUACGCAAGCAUUUAUUAAGCACCUACUGGGUGCUGGGUUCACUGUGUCCUAGGAAACCAAGAGGGUCCCCAGCCCUGGCCCCUGCCCACCCCUGCUGCCCUGCCACCCUCUGCACACACAGUGGUGAGGGGGCAGGGAGGAGCAGCUAGGACUCAGAACUGAGCCAGGAAGGGCUCUGACAGAGAAGCUCAGGGUGGGUCUUUUCCUUGUGCCCGGGAUUGGGCUGUAC